Molecule: messenger RNA, 1746 nt
Organism: Knipowitschia caucasica
Lineage: Eukaryota; Metazoa; Chordata; Actinopteri; Gobiiformes; Gobiidae
Source: the annotation of a GenBank genome assembly
AUGUCUGCGCUCUCUCCUCCAUCAUGUCUCGCUCUCUCCUCCAUCAUGUCUGUGCUCUCUCCUCCAUCAUGUCUGCGCUCUCUCCUCCAUCAUGUCUGCGCUCUCUCCUCCAUCAUGUCUGCGCUCUCUCCUCCAUCAUGUCUGCGCUCUCUCCUCCAUCAUGUCUGUGCUCUCUCCUCCAUCAUGUCUGCGCUCUCUCCUCCAUCAUGUCUGCGCUCUCUCCUCCAUCAUGUCUGCGCUCUCUCCUCCAUCAUGUCUGCGCUCUCUCCUCCAUCAUGUCUGCGCUCUCUCCUCCAUCAUGUCUGCGCUCUCUCCUCCAUCAUGUCUGCGCUCUCUCCUCCAUCAUGUCUGCGCUCUCUCCUCCAUCAUGUCUGCGCUCUCUCCUCCAUCAUGUCUGCGCUCUCUCCUCCAUCAUGUCUGCGCUCUCUCCUCCAUCAUGUCUGCGCUCUCUCCUCCAUCAUGUCUGCGCUCUCUCCUCCAUCAUGUCAGUGCUCUCUCCUCCAUCAUGUCUGCGCUCUCUCCUCCAUCAUGUCUGCGCUCUCUCCUCCAUCAUGUCUGCGCUCUCUCCUCCAUCAUGUCUGCGCUCUCUCCUCCAUCAUGUCUGUGCUCUCUCCUCCAUCAUGUCUGUGCUCUCUCCUCCAUCAUGUCUGCGCUCUCUCCUCCAUCAUGUCUGUGCUCUCUCCUCCAUCAUGUCUGUGCUCUCUCCUCCAUCAUGUCUGUGCUCUCUCCUCCAUCAUGUCUGUGCUCUCUCCUCCAUCAUGUCUGCUGCUCUCCUCCGUCAUGUCUGCGCUCUCUCCUCCAUCAUGUCUGCGCUCUCUCCUCCAUCAUGUCUGCGCUCUCUCCUCCAUCAUGUCUGCGCUCUCUCCUCCAUCAUGUCUGUGCUCUCUCCUCCAUCAUGUCUGUGCUCUCUCCUCCAUCAUGUCUGCGCUCUCUUCUCCAUCAUGUCUGCGCUCUCUCCUCCAUCAUGUCUGCGCUCUCUCCUCCGUCAUGUCUGUGCUCUCUCCUCCGUCAUGUCUGUGCUCUCCUCCGUCAUGUCUGCGCUCUCUCCUCCAUCAUGUCUGUGCUCUCUCCUCCAUCAUGUCUGUGCUCUCUCCUCCAUCAUGUCUGUGCUCUCUCCUCCAUCAUGUCUGUGCUCUCCUCCGUCAUGUCUGCGCUCUCUCCUCCAUCAUGUCUGUGCUCUCUCCUCCAUCAUGUCUGUGCUCUCUCCUCCAUCAUGUCUGUGCUCUCUCCUCCAUCAUGUCUGCGCUCUCUCCUCCAUCAUGUCUGUGCUCUCUCCUCCAUCAUGUCUGCGCUCUCUCCUCCAUCAUGUCUGCGCUCUCUCCUCCAUCAUGUCUGCGCUCUCUCCUCCAUCAUGUCUGCGCUCUCUCCUCCAUCAUGUCUGCGCUCUCUCCUCCAUCAUGUCUGCGCUCUCUCCUCCAUCAUGUCUGGCUCUCUCCUCCAUCAUGUCUGUUCUCCUCCAUCAUGUCUGUGCUCUCUCUCCUCCAUCAUGUCUGUGCUCUCUCCUCCAUCAUGUCUGUGCUCUCCUCCAUCAUGUCUGUGCUCUCCUCCGUCAUGUCUGCGCUCUCUCCUCCAUCAUGUCUGCGCUCUCUCCUCCAUCAUGUCUGCGCUCUCUCCUCCAUCGUGUCUGCGCUCUCUCCUCCAUCAUGUCUGCGCUCUCUCCUCCAUCAUGUCUGCGCUCUCUCCUCCAUCAUGUCUGUGCUCUCUCCUCUUGUGGCCUCGAGAGACGACGUCAUGUUCCAACUAUAG